Yamadazyma jaroonii is the source of this 414-nucleotide messenger RNA. Lineage: Eukaryota; Fungi; Ascomycota; Pichiomycetes; Serinales; Debaryomycetaceae. The record is from the annotation of a GenBank genome assembly.
AUGUGUGGAUGCUUAUCAGAUCUUUGCCUUAUAAUAAUCUCAGUAUUAUUCCCACCUUUACCUGUUUGGAUUAGAAGGGGUAUUUGUACCAUGGAUUCAUUAAUAAAUAUCUUAUUAUGUGUUUUGGGUUAUAUUCCAGGAUUGAUACAUAGUUGGUAUAUUAUUGCCAAAUACCCUCCAUACACUGUAGAAAAACAUUCCAAAGUUUAUUACAUUUACCAAAAUGAUUUGGAAAGAGGUUUAGCUACUCCUCCUCAAUCAGUCAAUAGUGAACAACAUCACCACCACCAUCACCACAAUACUUACAUCAACCAACAACCAAGUGGAACUUCCAACCCAACCUAUGGUGCUACCAAUGAUACUGCCAAUCCUCCUCCUUACACUGAAGUUGAUAAAAGUUCUGGAAUCAAUUAA